ACCGAUGCUUCAACCUUUGCAAGCGCGACCGGACCCUGCAACGACUAUCAUACUCUUACCUCCUAGCCAUCUUGAAGCUUCCAGCUUUCCCACACAAAAUCACUUACCGGAUCUCAAGGUGAACCUAGGUACAAUACCGUAAGACCUCCGGAAAAAUCAGCGAUAAGAAAAGCCUUUGACCUGAAUCAUGUCUGCCUCCAAAAGCUUCGUCUUCGUCACGGGAAAUGCCAACAAGCUGAAAGAAGUCCAGGCGAUCUUGGCAGCGGGGACGAGCGGGAUCUCGGUAACGAACCAGGCUGUCGACCUACCGGAAAUUCAGGGGACAACGCAACAGGUAGCCAUUGCCAAAUGCAAAGCCGCUGCCAAAGAGCUCGGAACCGCCGUCGUGACGGAAGACACGGCAUUAUGCUUUGAGGCGCUCAACGACCUGCCUGGACCGUAUAUCAAGGACUUCCUCGGCAAGCUGGGACACGAAGGUCUCCAGAAACUAGUCCAGGGGUUCGAGACCGACCGAGCCUACGCUCUCUGUACGUUCGCUUAUAGCAACCCCAGCCCGUCCGGGUCGGGAGAACCCGAGGUCAAGCUCUUCGAGGGCAAGACGUACGGCCGGAUCGUAGCUCCUCGCGGUCCGAGGAAUUUCGGGUGGGACUGUUGUUUCGAGCCGGAAGAGGGAAACGGAUUGACGUACGCUGAGAUGAGGGGCGAGGAGAAGAACAAGAUCUCUCAUCGAUAUCGAGCACUGGAACAGCUCAAGGACUACCUGGCUUCCCAGUGAUAAGAGGUUGUAAAAGAAUCAUGUCAACGCUACAAGUAUAGAGACCAAAUCAUUCAUCGUCA
Filobasidium floriforme is the source of this 837-nucleotide messenger RNA. Its product is annotated as putative DNA repair-related protein. The transcript has 6 exons. Gene Ontology annotation, cellular component: cytoplasm. Gene Ontology annotation, molecular function: nucleoside triphosphate diphosphatase activity. Gene Ontology annotation, biological process: nucleoside triphosphate catabolic process. Bases 188 to 775 code for a protein of 195 amino acids. The record is from RefSeq and is a predicted model, not a curated record. NCBI's taxonomy places the organism in Eukaryota, Fungi, Basidiomycota, Tremellomycetes, Filobasidiales, Filobasidiaceae.